AAAAUACUAGUUCUUCAAACACAAAAACGAAUGAACAAACUAAACUAAAUACACUUAGAAAUGUAAAUAAAAGAAUAAUUAAAAAUAUAUACAGAUGGCUGUUUACCGUCCCCGAGGCACUUUGGCCAGAGUGAUCCACGCCAAAUUUCACAACGACAACUCCCUAGAGGACAUAGACACCCGAAAGUGGUACUCCUUGAACCAUGAAUUAUCGCCGAGAUUCCAGGCCAAGUUCGUGCCUCUGGAGCCGGAUGCCACCACUGUGAGCUGGCUGGAACGCGCUAAAGCUUUGUCGGCCAAUAUCUGGACCCACUUGUGGCACGCCCUGGCCAGGUCCAUUCUCCAGUUCUUCAUGACCCAGACGGAUAUCAAUGGAUUCUUAAAGCGUGGCUCUAUGUUCAUCCUAUCUGAAGACCAGUUCCGCAAGUUAUUACUGGCUGGUGGUUUUCAAACUCCCAGUGGAGACGAACCGCUUACGUUACUGGACAUCGGAGCAGGCGAUGGCGAGAUUUCGCUGCGAGUGGCCAACACCGUUUCCGAGUUGAGUGGCAGUGCCGGUCUCCGGGUUUUUGCGACCGAAGCCAGCUGGACCAUGCGCGAUCGGCUAAAAAAGUUAAACUUCAACGUAAUUAACGAAAUUGGAGGCCUGCAAAACCUGGAGUUGAUUCUGUGUCUCAACGUACUUGACCGGUGCUUCGAUUCUUUCAAGCUUCUCGAGGACAUUCACGUGGCACUCGCUCCCAACGGACGAGCCGUGGUGGCCCUAGUACUUCCCUACAUGCACUAUGUUGAAACGAACACCUCGCAUUUGCCUCUGCGCCCGCUCUUAGAGAACAACGGGCGGCAGGCAUCGUUCGAGGAAGAGGCAGCCCGUUUUAUGGAGCUGCUGGAAAACUGCGGCUUUCGGGUGGAGUCGUGGACCAAGGCGCCGUACUUAUGUGAGGGUGAUCUUCAUCAGUCUUUCUAUUGGCUAAUAGACUUAAUCGUUGUAAUUUCAAAGAAAACAUUCUAGAUCAAAGCUUCCAAAUAUUGAAUCAAUUCCCUCGGUAAUAGUUGUAAUCGUUUUCCUCCUAUAGUUAACUGGCUGCAUUGAUAAACUGAGCAUUUAUACUUAUUAAAAAUAUAGGCUAUAAAGUAGGUAAAAAAUGUAUUCUUAAACAAUUACCAAAAAUGUAUAUGGAUAAACAUGGUUAAAUUAAAAGUCGCGUUCGAAACGGAAAA
Messenger RNA from Drosophila eugracilis, 1221 nucleotides. RefSeq names its product methyltransferase-like protein 9. The transcript is spliced from 3 exons. The record is from RefSeq and is a predicted model, not a curated record. The coding region runs from base 95 to 1012 and encodes 305 amino acids. NCBI's taxonomy places the organism in Eukaryota, Metazoa, Arthropoda, Insecta, Diptera, Drosophilidae. Gene Ontology annotation, molecular function: protein-L-histidine N-pros-methyltransferase activity.